AUGGGUAAGAGAGGCGGCAAGAAGUUUGGCAAAGGCGGCCGUGGCGGCGGCGGCGGCGGAGGAGCGCAGCGCCGCGACUGGCAGGACUUUCCCAGGUCGAACGAGCGAUUCGAGAACUAUUACAACUCACAGGAUAUCAUUCCGGAGGAGGAGAGAGAGAUCUUCUGGGAGACGCUGCGUAAGGAUUUGCCGAAUAGUUUCCGGUUUACCGGGUCGAAAGGCCACGCGCUCUCCGUCCAGGAACGGCUCAAGGACUACUACAUCCCCGAAAUCACCUCUAUCCAGUAUGAAGGACAAAACGUCGAGCCUCCCCGCCCCGUGGAAUGGUACCCUGAUCAACUCGCGUGGUCGAUGACGACGCCGAAGCAGGUUAUCCGUCGCUUCGCGCCGUUCGCCUCGUUCCAGAAGUUCCUCGUUGCCGAGACCGAUGUCGGUAACAUCAGCAGACAGGAGGUUGUCAGUAUGAUUCCGCCGCUCUUGAUGGACCUGCGACCCGGCAUGACGUGCCUGGACAUGUGCGCUGCGCCCGGAAGCAAGUCUGCACAGUUGAUGGAGAUGAUUCACACUGGCGAGGAGGAUGCGAUGCUCCAGGUGGCCAAGCAGGUCAAGGAGGGUGGCGCGAGCGCUGAACCUUUCGGGCCGGAGGGCCUUGCGGACGAUGGGCGGACGACGGGUCUGCUUAUCGCGAACGAUAGCGACCAUAAGCGUGCGCAUAUGUUGGUCCACCAGAUGAAGCGACUGAGCUCACCGAACCUUAUUGUUACCAACCACGAUGCUACGAUGUUCCCCUCGAUUAGACUCCCGCCUCUGCCAGCAGCCGAGGGAAAGGUGGCGCCGAAUAGGUAUCUCAAGUUUGACCGCAUUCUCGCUGAUGUGCCUUGCACUGGUGACGGAACAGCUCGGAAGAACGUCGGUGUUUGGAAGGACUGGACUCCCCAGAAUGCGGUUGGUCUGCACGCGGUUCAGGUCCGGAUUCUCGUCCGUGCCCUGCAGAUGCUGAAGGUUGGCGGUCGUGUCGUGUACUCCACAUGCAGUCUCAACCCCAUCGAGAACGAGGCUGUUGUUUCAAGCGCUAUCGAGCGAUGUGGCGGUUUGGACAACGUCAACAUUGUCGACUGCAAGGAUCAACUUCCCGGACUGAAGAGGGCUACCGGAUUGAAAUCAUGGAAGGUGCAGGACCGCGAAAACCGUUUCUGGAGCACCUGGGACGAGGUUGAGAAGCACCGCGCUGAGUCAGGCAUCACUGGCCUCGGCCGCAUCGGGGAAGGCAUGUUCCCGCCGAGCUCUGAUCUGCCCCUCGAGAGGUGCAUGCGCGUUUACCCCCAUAUGCAGGACACUGGCGGUUUCUUCAUCACGGUCCUCGAGAAGAAGUCCGAAAUUCGUGCCAAGCCAGAAGAUUCGACCAAGGUCAUUCCCAAGGGCACUGUUGCCGCUCUCUCCGAGGAGCUCGACAAGAAGAACGGCGAGCCUCUGGAGAAGAUCGAAGCGCUAGAUGACCUGGUGCCCCACGAUGCAGAGGCCGAAUUGGAAAGGCAGAAGAGUGCCUCCGUCGCCGAAGCUACACACCAACUUCCCUACUCUGCUACAAACCAGGUCUCUACCAAGCGGGAUGCAGAGAGCCUAGAAGAUGGCCUUCCGGUCAAGCGUACGAAGCUCGAUAACGGAACCGAAGUCGUGAUUGGAGAUCGCCCCGUCCAUCAACCUCCACCUCUUCAACAAGAGCAAGAAUCUGAAGUCCCAGAGACCUCCGAUGCUACUCCCGCCCCUGGCGCAGAUACCCCACAAGCUUCCGCCCCCGAGCAGGCCAAGCCUCUGAAGCGAAAACCCGGCCAGCCCAUCGAGGAACCCUUCCGAUACAUAGACCCGAACCACGAGGAACUUGAGCCGAUCUACAAGUAUUUUGAGCUUUCCGACCGCUUCCCGCGCGAUCGAUUCAUGGUCCGCAACGCUGACGCAACCCCCACAAGAACCGUCUACUACACGAGCGCUCUCGCCCGCGACAUCCUUGUCGCCAACCAGGGCCACGGCCUCAAGUUCGUGCACUGCGGUGUCAAGAUGUUUGUGAAGCAGGACGCACAGCGCCCAGAUGUUUGCCGGUGGCGCAUCCAGACUGACGGCCUGCGGCUCGUCGAACCCUGGCUGGGCCCCGCUAGAGCGGUUACCCUCACGCAAAAGGAGACGUUCCACAAGCUUCUCGUGGAAAUGUUCCCCAAGGUCGACGACGGCGGCUGGCAGAAACUUGGAGAGAUUGGCGAGCGUGUGCGCGACAUCCCCAUGGGUUGCAGUAUCCUCUACGUCAACUCUGAAGGCGAGAACAAGUUCAGUGAACGAAUGGUCCUUCCCCUCUGGCGCUCCCUCCACUCAAUCAACCUCAUGCUCCCCAAAGAAGACCGCCGCGCCAUGCUCCUCCGCAUCUUCAACGACAGCACACCCGUCGUGAAUACAACGCAGAAGCGCGCCGCUGCGGCAACCAACACAUCUACUGCAGCGGUUGAGGCUAUCGCCACGGAAGAAGAGGCGAUCAAGGAGGAGAAUGUCGUUAUCGGCCAGGACGAGCAGGAUCACAUGGACACGAGGGAGACGUACACGCAGGCGAACGAGGAGGAGGAUCGGUUUAACACGACUGUAUAA
Molecule: messenger RNA, 2631 nt
Organism: Aspergillus calidoustus
Lineage: Eukaryota; Fungi; Ascomycota; Eurotiomycetes; Eurotiales; Aspergillaceae
Source: the annotation of a GenBank genome assembly